GCGGGUGCUGCCUGCGGAUCCUGAGACGGCGAGCCAUGGACGGACUAGAAGAAAAUGGAAGUGUUGUCCAAGUUGGAGAAUUGUUGCCCUGCAAGAUUUGUGGAAGAACAUUCUUCCCAUUAGCAUUGAAAAAACAUGGACCCAUUUGCCAGAAAACAGCCACUAAAAAGCGGAAGACCUUUGAUUCCAGCCGGCAGAGAGCUGAAGGGACUGACAUUCCCACAGUCAAACCUCUCAAACCCAGGCCAGAACCACCAAAGAAGCCAUCUAAUUGGAGAAGAAAGCAUGAGGAAUUCAUUGCCACCAUAAGAGCAGCAAAAGGCCUUGAUCAGGCUCUCAAAGAGGGUGGCAAACUUCCUCCUCCUCCUCCGCCUUCUUAUGACCCUGAUUACAUUCAGUGUCCAUAUUGCCAGAGGAGGUUCAAUGAAAAUGCAGCCGACAGACAUAUAAAUUUUUGUAAAGAACAAGCAGCACGAAUUAGUAACAAGGGCAAAUUUUCUACUGAUUCCAAAGGAAAACCAGCUUCCCGGCCACAGUAUAAGCCAUCUCCGCUUAAAAAAUCCAAUCCUCCUGGAAGCACAUCAUCCGGAUCUUCCAGACUGCCACAGCCAAGUACUACUAGCAAAACAAGUGUAGGUGUGCCUGCGGGUAAAGCGGCUUCAGUUAACAGUCCUUUGGGAAACAAACCUCAGACCUUAUCUCCUUCUCAUAGAGCAAUAGCAGCCCCUCAGGCAGGAGCUAACACCAAGUCUCGAAAUACCACACCUCCUAGUUUGGCAAGAAAUUCUGUGCCAGGCGGGCUUAUCAACAAAAGAAAGACUUUUACUGAGAGCUAUGCAGCCAGGCCAGAUGGAGACUAUACAUCUUCAGUUAAUGGUGGAAACCUUAAAGGCAUCGAGGGAAAUUCAUCAGGACAUUUACCAAAAUUCUGCCAUGAGUGUGGGACAAAGUACCCUGUGGAGUGGGCAAAGUUCUGCUGUGAAUGUGGCAUUCGGAGAAUGAUUCUGUGAACAGAGUCAAAUGCUAAGAGUCCAGAUUCAGAAUUUAAUGACUAUUGCUGCUUUGACACCCAUGGCACUUCUUAUAGUUAAGUUGUGCUAAAGCUAUUUAUAGUACCAUUU
Messenger RNA from Grammomys surdaster, 1121 nucleotides. It is a transcript of the gene Zc2hc1a, whose product is annotated as zinc finger C2HC-type containing 1A. Lineage: Eukaryota; Metazoa; Chordata; Mammalia; Rodentia; Muridae. The record is from RefSeq and is a predicted model, not a curated record. The coding region runs from base 36 to 1010 and encodes 324 amino acids. The transcript is spliced from 9 exons.